UGGCUGGUUGUCACUACAGCCAGUCGAUUUGACGUUUACAUACUGGAUAACGUCACAUCACAUGCAAAGAAAUUUUAAUUCAUAAAGCAUAAUUUUGCGCAAUAAUUUACAUUAGGAAGAGGUUAAAGUAAAGAAAAACAAGAAAAAACGUGAAUUGUUAUUGUUGUGUACCACACACCGAGAAAAGCAAGCAGCGAAUUUGGUCGUUUAGCGCAAAAGUAAGCAAGGCGAAAUUCAACCAACCCCCACAUAUUCUGUGAAGAUAUUAAGUAGCAGUCAACCAACAUUAAAAUGUUGAUAAAUAAUACAGAAGCUUUAAAAAGCUGGCUGGUAGUCAUACUGGAGCCAUUAUGUGAUGCUGAUUCUUCCGCCUUGGCACGUUAUGUCUUAGCUCUACUUAAAAAGGACAAACCCGAAAAAGAGCUCAAGCGUGUGAUGAUAGAACAAUUGGAUGUGUUCUUGACUGAAGAAACGAAACCAUUUGUGGAGCGUCUAUUUGAGGCCAUAAAUAGUGAGGAAUAUUUAAAAACUCCCCCGCCAACUGCCAAUCCAAAGUCAACAACCGACAAUGAGGACGAGGAGACCUCCAUUGCUGUGGAGGGAACAUUAAGUAAAUCUGCUGCCAGCGAUGCUUCAACAUUGCCGACGUCAUCAUCAUCAAAUGUGAUAAAUCAAAAUGAUAGCGACACAAUCACUAGUGUUACCGCCAAAUUAGAUGAUACUGUUACCCCCAGUGGUUCGUAUGCUGCUGAUAGGAUUAAUACACCACCAAUUGAAGAUAGCAAAACCAAAGAUACCCACAGCAAUAUUGUGACAGAGCGUACCUCAGCACCAUCAACAUCGCACCAUCAUCAAUCAGGUUCCGUGUCAUCAUCUCAUCACCAUCAUAAUGCAUCGUCAAAUCGCAAUGACACACAUUCAUAUGGUGGGGGUGGCGGUGGAGGUGGCGGCGCAGUACAUUUCAAUAACGAUCGUCACCAUCAUCGAAGUGCCAGUCCUCCUGCUGCCCGUACAAAUCCUGCUGAUAAGGAAAACCAACCGCGUGAAAGUCGCAGAAGACGUGCUUCUUUACGUUCCCGUUCAAGGUCACGAUCCCGUUCCAGGUCCAAUGAACGUUUGUCGAGACGUUCACGUUCUCGCGAUCGUCGCAUCAACGAACGUGAAAAGGCCCAGCGUCAAUUUCGUAAUAAAUCACCCCCAAUUGGUGGUGGUGGUGAUACUCGUCAUGAUCGUAGACGUGGUAUAGGUGGCGGUGGUGGUGACAGACGUCGAAUGAUGUCGAAUAAUAUGGGCGGUGGCAACGGGGGUGGCGGUACUGAUGAUCGUUCUCCAAGAUUUGGCGGUAAUGAUCGCAGAGGUAGUGGUGGAAUGUCUGUUGGACGUUCUGCAAAUCAUUCGUCCAAUUCCCCACGUAGUCGUUCGCCUUCGCUGGAACGAGGCGGAAGAAGUGGAAAACAGUCUCCUCCUUCACUUGCUCGUUCUCAAAACCGUGGUGGCGGAGCCAACGCGGGCGGAACCACAUCUCCUGAACGUCAUCACCAUGACAAUGAAAAGAGACAAAGAUGCCGUGAUUUUGAUGAGAAAGGUUAUUGUGUGCGGGGUGAAACUUGUCCCUGGGAUCAUGGUGUUAAUCCCGUUGUAUUUGAAGGCUUAAAUAAUUCUGCGCUCAUAAGUAUGUCAUUGCGUGAAUAUAAUCCCGAUGCCCCUGACCUGUGGUCUCGUUCAGCACCAGCCGCUGGACCAAUCGUGGGAGGCGCCGCACCAGGAGCUAUGAUGACCGGCACUGGAGCUGCUGGUAUUAAUCCAUUUACAGGUUCUGCACGCCCUGGUGCUGUUAUCAUGGGUGGCCCAACUGGACCUGUUGGUUUUCCCCAUGUUCCUGGAACAGACAAGAGCAGUAAUGGUGCUGGAUCAUUAGCAGCCGCCGAUUAUGCUCGCACUGCAGCUGCCGCCGCUGCUGGAGCCGGUUUCCGUGCAGCAGCGCCAAUGAUGCCGUUCCCCUUCAACCCUGCAGCUGUGGCAACGCCACUACAACGCGAAUUAAUACCCAUACCCGUUGUGGAUGCUAGCGGUGGAACACCUGCAGCCGGUGGUGAUGUGAGUGCAGCAUUGCAGGCACAAAGUAAACGACGCUUUGAACUGGAAGAUUCUGUUGCCAUAGCUGACGGCCCAACAAAACGUAAAAUUCCGGCGCAUAGUCGUCUGGGACCACGAGUGCCUAGCCUACAAAAUUGCUCGCUGGAGUUGCGUAAAGUGCCACGUGGUCUCAACACCAUUGCUCAUCUUAACAAUCAUUUUGCCAAAUUUGGUAAAAUUGUCAAUAUACAAAUAUCCUACGAUGGAGAUCCAGAAGCAGCUAUUAUAACGUUUUCCACCCACGCUGAAGCAAAUGUGGCAUACCGCAGCACAGAAGCUGUCCUCAACAAUAGAUUUAUCAAAGUAUUUUGGCAUACUCCCGAUCCUAAUGCAGCUGGUGCUGAUGUUAACACAAUGGUGUCCCAACCACCCGGUCUUCGUAAAAAUAGUCAAUAUCAUUUGAACAAUAUUCCCGCAGUACCCACUCCAGCCGCCGAUUCUGCCAAAACUGCAAACACUAGUCAAUCGCAGACCGGAACCAACAAUACCAGUACAACAAGCACAACUGCAGGAGGACAGCAGGAUACAACGAACACCACAAAUGCAGCUACUGCUACACCUACAACUCCAGUUACCGCCACGCACGUUCCGCCGCCAUCAUUGCGGCUGAAAAACAAUAUACCGCCAAGAACACCGGGCGCUGUGGUCAACAAUGCCAUGUUCCGUAAAAAACAGGAGGAACAGGUAAAAGCAGUGGCCCAACUGGCCAAUGGAUUGCGGAAACGUAAACAGGAGCUCUUGCAAAGUUAUGUAAAACAAAUGAAAUCGGCCUUGGAAUUGGUGGAGCGUUGUGAACCCUCAGAUCCACAGAGAGCCAAGACUUUGGAGACCAUUAAAGUGCUACAGGAGACCAUUGAUAAGUUACGUAAAGAGAUUGCCGCCGAACAGGAACAAAUACAGGCACAAAUACAAAACCAACAACCGCCAACUCCCAUUAAAAAGUCAAAAGAACAACAGAAGAAAGAAUUGCUGGACAUAGAGUUGGAAUUGUUCGCCCAACAGCAGGAGGGUAAUGAUACAACAGCUAUUCAAAAGCGGCUGGAGGAAUUGCAACGGAGUAUUGGUAUUGUGCCAGGGUCAGCAUCGAAUGUGGCCGUGGGUGGAUCGCCAGGAAUUGGCAAGUCACCUCACUAUAUAUCGGGUGGUAGGCCAAUUCCAAGAGGUAGGCCCAGCUAUCCCGAGGGCUCCACACGCGUUGAUCGUCGUCCCAAAACCAUUAUCGUUACGGGAUUUGCCAGUGAAGAAGCUGAUUUUGUGCUGGGCCACUUUAAGCAUUUUGGUGAGAUUACUAAACAUGACAUGGACCUGGAAAAGCCACAACUGAUAUUGUCCUAUGCCACGCGGAUUAAUGCCGAACAAGCUGUGCUGCGUGGAAAAAUCUUUAAGGAUACACGUCUGCAAAUUGCCUGGGCUCCCGUUGUAAACACUCCCUCGAUAGCCCCGACGGCUGGCAAUAAAACGGUGUCCACACCCAAUGCUGGCGACAAUAAAACAAGCAGCACCGAUGCCAAUAAGAACCAGCCCCAAGAGGCCAGCACUGCUAUUUCCUCACCAAAUCCCAGCCAAACAAACAGUGAAACAGAUGCUAACAACACUGACACAUUGCCCGAACUGAGACUCGAAGAUGAGGAGGAAGACGAGGAAUCCGAAGAUCGCUCAUGGCGUCGUUGAUUUUCAGCAGCACACACUCAACCUUCAAAAAAUGCCAUACCAACCGUAAUCAGAGUCUGAAAUGUAGAGUCUAGAAUCCUUAAAAAAAAAACGUUAACUUCUUAAAGGAUAGCGAGACAGGACUUCUUUCCGUCGUUGUUAGAGAUUGUCACGCAACAAUACGCGGUGCAUCGUAAUUAAGGGCGUAAGGGUAGAAUGUGGAAGUUGAAUCAUAAUUGUUGUUAUUAAAUAGCACAUAACUUUUGUAGUCGAAUAAGAAAUUUUUUGUAUACUAGAUGAUGAUGAUGAAGAUGAUGAUGAUUAUUAUGAAAAUAAGAAUGUGAAUUAUCCUAAUUUUAUUCUAAGCUUAAAGAGGGCUUACAAUUUAAGAAAAUAUGAAACAAAGUUUUUGUUUCUCCCCAACCAGAAUUCAAACCAAAUCUUAAACGAGAACAAAUGAUUUGGAAAUCAUACAUUAUUGUUUACAGAUUUUACAAAUACACACACAUCCUCAAUUCUUUCUUUGAAUAUAUGUAAACGCAUCAUGAAAUGAUAAUCAAUGGUUAAUUUGUAAACUUAAAUUUCCUUCAUAUGAAUAUGCUAGGCUUAAAUGUUUUAAAUUGUUUUAAUUUUUUUCUUGAAUAUUUAUCUAUAUUUACCUUUAACGUAUACAAUCUAUUUGUAUUCUCUUUAUCUAUGUUCAUUACGGCUUUCUUCAUAUUGUCAAAUCCUUUUCUUUUUUUAAUUUCCCCUAAAACAAGUUGUUUAGUUAAACGUUUUUAUGUUGAAUUAUUUUACACAUUUUUAUAUUAAUUGAAUAUAAUAAUAAUAAUAAUAAUAGUAAUGAUAGAAUACUACACCUACAUUAUACUAAUAAUAAUAAAACACAGACUUAUUGAAAAUGAAGUGAUUUUUUCAAAAAAAGAAAAUUCAAACAAAAAAAGAGUAAAAUGUGAAAAAAAACCAAGAAAAAUUAUUCUACCAAAAGCAAGCAAGCAAGCAACCAACAAAAGAGAAAUAUAUAUGAAGAAGAAGAGAAAAAAAAAUAAUAUCACUAAUUUUUGAGGAGAAUAAGAGAAAAAUAAAUGAAACUAUAUAGAAUAUUAUUUGCUAUUUCUCAUAUA
This is a messenger RNA of Musca domestica (house fly), 4910 nucleotides long. RefSeq names its product zinc finger protein swm (gene swm). Gene Ontology annotation, biological process: mRNA processing. Gene Ontology annotation, cellular component: nucleus. Bases 292 to 3807 code for a protein of 1171 amino acids. Lineage: Eukaryota; Metazoa; Arthropoda; Insecta; Diptera; Muscidae. Gene Ontology annotation, molecular function: RNA binding; metal ion binding. The record is from RefSeq and is a predicted model, not a curated record. The transcript is spliced from 5 exons.